Artibeus jamaicensis (Jamaican fruit-eating bat) is the source of this 3756-nucleotide messenger RNA. It is a transcript of the gene CSRNP1, whose product is annotated as cysteine and serine rich nuclear protein 1. The coding region runs from base 883 to 2652 and encodes 589 amino acids. NCBI's taxonomy places the organism in Eukaryota, Metazoa, Chordata, Mammalia, Chiroptera, Phyllostomidae. The transcript is spliced from 5 exons. Gene Ontology annotation, biological process: regulation of transcription by RNA polymerase II. The record is from RefSeq and is a predicted model, not a curated record. Gene Ontology annotation, molecular function: DNA-binding transcription factor activity, RNA polymerase II-specific; sequence-specific DNA binding. Gene Ontology annotation, cellular component: nucleus.
CCUGGGGGUGGUCUGUCCAUGCGUGUGUCUGAGUCUCUGGUCUGUGUGUGUGUGUGUGUACGCCUGGCUCUGGGUCACGAAGUUCUCCCAUCUCCUGGGAGAGCCUGCAGGUCAGCUGGGAGCUGGGUUGUUUUUGUUUGUGGUUUGACCUUGGGAGGGGGGUGCCAAGCAUAAGAAACUACCCCCUCAGAAGCCCCCGGAAACACCUGUGUGUCCUCUUUCCCCGGGGGCCCAACGUGGAGGCUACAAGGAGGGGGCUGCCGCUCGUUUCUCUUGUUCCUUCGGGGACAGGUUGUCCCUGGAAAGAAUUUUACCCAGUAAGUCGAGUGACAGCACACCCUCUGUGUCUAUGAUCUAGGGACUUUGUGGACCGUUUGGCAAAGGGGGAAAGGAAAGGGUAUUUAGAAAGGAUACCUGAGGAGGGGGGAUCGCCAGCCUUCUGGCUGGUUUUUUCCUGUUCUCUCUCAUUUCCUGUCAUGGCCGUGGGGGAGGGGCUCCCCAGCAGUGGGGCCUCUGCCUCGUUCCCCUUCCUCCUGGUGACCUCCUGGGGGCCCAGCUCUGAGUGCCACCGGAUGUGCAGAGACAAGGUAGUUGGCUGUGGUCAGCCCUUAGGACUGAGUCCUUUGGGGAUUCCCAAGCAGCAGGAGGGACUGUUACUUGCCUUGGCAUUUAGGGGAAGGAAGCCCAACUCCUCUCCCCUGCACUUGGACACGGCUAGACAGGCUGAGGGAGUUCGGGUGCAUUCUCACAGGGGGCCGAGACCUUCAAAGGGGAGACGUGAGUGGUAUGUCCUGGGUUGCUCCAAGUCACUGAGCUACAGACCGGAGAGAGCGGGACAUUGUCUUGGCAGGCUGUCUGUGCCUGGACUCCGGAGCACCCACCAUGACGGGGCUGCUGAAGAGGAAGUUUGACCAGUUGGAAGAGGAUGACUCCUCUCUCUGCUCAUCCUCAUCUUCGUCCUCCUUGGGCCGCCGCUCCGGCUCCUGCUCCCCAAGCUCUUCAGUCUCCCCCGCCUGGGAUUUGGAAGAGGAUGGCCCCUGGGGUCCGACGCCCCUGCCUGACCAAAAUGUCGGUGGCCCCCGGAGUUUUACCCCCUUGUCCAUCCUGAAGCGGGCUCCCCGGAAGCGCCCAGGACGAGUAGUCUUCGAUGGCAUCACCGUCUUCUACUUCCCUCGGUGCCAGGGCUUCACCAGCGUGCCCAGCCGUGGCGGCUGCACUCUGGGCAUGGCCCCUCGCCACAGUGCCUGCCGCCGCUUCUCCUUGGCUGAGUUCACAAAGGAGCAGGCCCGGACUCGGCACGAGAAGCUCCGCCUGCGCUUGAAGGAGGAGAAGCUGGAGGUGCUUCGAAGCAAGCUUGCAGAUGCUGGGGCGCCUGAGACAGAGGCUGGCCUGCCACUGACAGUGGACGCCAUUGAUGACGCCUCUGUGGACGAGGAGCUGGCAGCAGCUGUGGCAGGUGGCCGGUUGGAGGAGAUGACCUUCCUGCAGCCCUACCCGGCCCGGAAGCGGCGGGCCCUGCUGAGGGCUGCGGGCGUGCGGAAGAUCGAUCGAGAGGAGAAGCGGGAGCUGCAGGCUCUGCGCCAAUCCCGGGAGGAUUGUGGCUGUCGCUGUGAUAGGGUCUGUGACCCUGAGACCUGCAGCUGCAGCCUGGCGGGCAUCAAGUGCCAGAUGGACCACACAGCAUUCCCCUGCGGCUGCUGCAAGGAGGGCUGUGAGAACCCCAAGGGCCGAGUGGAAUUUAACCAGGCACGGGUCCAGACCCAUUUUAUCCACACGCUCACCCGCCUGCAGCUAGAGGAGGGGGCUGAGAGCCUUGGGGAGCUGGAGGCCCCAGCCCACGAUGGCCCACCCAGCCCCAGUGAGCAGGCCCUGGCCCCCACUUUCCCACUGGCCAAGCCCCCUGUGAGCAGCGAGCUGGGAGACCACAGCUGCAGCAGCGACAUGACUGACUCCUCCACAGCAUCAGGCACUGACGAGCCUCUGGAUGGCCCUGCCCACCCGGCCCUGCCCAGCCCUGGCUUCCAGCCUGGUGUGGAUGACGACAGCCUGGAGCGCAUCCUGAGUUUCAGUGACUCUGACCUGGGUGGUGAGGAGGAGGAGGAGGAGGAGGAAGCAGGUGUGGGGAACCUCGACAACCUCAGCUGCUUCCACCUCGCCGAUAUCUUCAGUACUGGAGACCCUGGUGGCCUGGCCAGCUGGACCCACAGCUAUUCCAGCUCCAGUCUCACAUCGGGUGUCCUGGAUGAAAAUGCCAACCUGGAUACCAGCUGUUUCUUCAACAGCAGCCUCGAAGGGUUGGGAGAAGGAAGCCUCCCUGGCAUCUCGGUGUCGCCGGGCACGGACGCCGGCCAGAGCCACUCAGUGGACCUCAGCUUGUCUUCCUGUGACUCCUUUGAGCUGCUCCAGGCCCUGCCUGACUACAGUCUGGGGCCUCACUACACCUCCCACAAGGCGUCCGACCGUCUGGACAACCUGGAGGUACCCCACUUCCCUUCACCUGCCUUCUCCCCGCCCGUGGACACCAGCGUCUGCUUCUUGGAAUCCAUCAUGGGCUUUUCUGAGCCAGCCGCCGAGGGCCUGGUUCCCUUCCUGGACGGCCAGUUGUUCGAGGACACUGCCCCGGCACCCCUGGUGGAGCCCGUGCCUGUGUGAGGACCAGGGGGCCUGUUCCCGGCCCGAAGGCCCUGUUGCUGCUGUCGUAAUGUCGGGGCUCCCUGAGGCCUGUAUGUGACGGUCUCCCAUUGGCUGGUUCACCCACAUGGGCACUCCUAAUUUUCAUGCAACACUCUGGAUGGAUUUAUUAUUUAUUUUUAUAACUUUCUAUGCUGAAGAGAGGGUGGGAGGGGGCUUCCCCCUUUAGCCGCCGAGCCCCCAGUGCCCACAGUCUCUUCCACCUCCGUGGCCCGUGCCAGGAAGAGGAGGGUAUGAUGUUUCUUAGCCCAAAGAUGGCGGGACAGGGCUGGAAACAUCCACCUCUUCUGGCCUCUGCCACCCUGAGCCCUAGCCCCUCUGGGUGGCUGAAUCCUCUGGACUGUGAAGACUAUAAUUUAUUUCCAUAAUUUAUUUGGAGACUAGGUGGCUCAGGCUUCUCAUCCCUGGCUGGUAGGCAGUGCUGGUUUCUGGGCAGGGCUCAGACCCCACGAAUCCCUUGCAGCCCUGCAGCCCUGCCCUGCUUGGUCUUGCAUCUAGACCAGGUGUGGAUUCGAGCCCUAUGUCUACUGUGGCAGCUGCCUGGCUCUGGAUGGCUGAGCAGGGGAGGGACCAGCCUGACCAACCGUGACCAAAACCCUCUUCUGACCCACUCAGCCCCCCCACUUCCUGUCCUUUGCCUGUCUCUCCCCUCCCGCAGGGGCCACAGCCUCCAUUCCGGGCCCAUCUGGGUAGGAAGGGGAAGCGGGAGAGGGCCAGGGGUGUGCCUCGGGACCGGCCCACAGCAUGGCCCCUGAAGACUGUGGGCUUUCUGGGCACUACACUCUGGCCCGGCCCACCUGCUGUGCCCUCAGGCCAGUUGGCCAGAGCAAGAGGUGGUGCCUUAUGGCUUUUAUGCCUGUUUGCUGAUGUUGAAAUUUGCAUCCUAAUUUCUAUAUUGUCUCUGAAUAUUCGAACUAUAAUUUAUUCAUUUUUCUCUGUGUCUGUGCCAAGAAGCCCGGGCUCUGGGCCUGCCCUCUUGCCCAGGAGGCCUUGCCAGCCCGCGUGCUUGUGGGAACACCUUGUACCUGAACAUAACAGGUACCAAUAAAGAGGCUCUAUUUUUAA